AUGACACAUACCGGCUUGCUUCCGUUGUGUCCCACAGCUGUGUUUGGUUUUAAAGAGAGGAUCUCAGUGAACGAGGGAGAGUCGAUCACUCUUAAUUCUGGUCUCACUGAAAUACAGACAGAUAAUGACAUAGUGUGGACGUUUGGAAAUUACAGGUCUGCCAUAGCUAUAAUCAACAGAGUGACCAAAAGUAUACUUGAUAAUCCUGAUGUGAGAUUCAGAGACAGACUGAAGCUGGAUCAUCAGACUGGAUCUCUGACCAUCACAGAAAGCAGAAUAUUAGACUCUGGACUUUAUGAAGAGACCGUCACCAACAGCAGCGAUUUAGAGAUUAAAUACAAUUCGAUGUUCGAUGUUUCUGUCUACGAAAGUUUUGUUGAGACCGAUACAAAGAAGUCAGCGAUGGAGGGAGAUUCGGUCACUCUACACAGUGGUCGUACUUAUCUGAAUGAUGACUGGAUUCAGUGGUGGUUUAUAAAUAAAGACAAUUUAAUAGCUGAAAUCAAUAUACCAGAGAGCAGAUUCUCUGUGUAUGAUGAUGUUCUUGAUGGGAGAUUCAGAGACAGACUGAAGAAGUUAACAUCUUCGUAUCAGUUUACAGUGAAUCCAGUGAACUCCAUCUCUGCUUUGGAUUAUGUUAUGACACCAGUGUUCGUGAUGGAGGGAGAUUCAGUCACUCUAAACUCUGGUCUUAUUGAAAUAAUGGAUGAUGGUCUGAUUCUGUGGGUUUGUUUAGAUAAAUUCACUUUAAAUGCUGAAAUAAAUAAACCGGCCGACAGAAUCACUGUAUAUGAUGAUGUUCUUGAUGGGAGAUUCAGAGACAGACUGAAGGUGGACAAACAAACUGGAUCUCUGACCAUCACAAACACCACAACUGAAGAUACUGGACUUUGUCGACUACACAUCAACUGUAUAAUGAAGAUUUUCUUUCUCACUGUCUAUGCUGUGUUUGGUGAUGAAAGGAAGUCAGUGUCAGUGAAGGAGGGAGAUUCAGUCACUCUGAACUCUGGUCUUACUGAAAUAAGAGAAGAUGAUGCAACAGACUGAAGCUGGAUCAUGAAACUGGAUCUCUGACCAUCACAGACAUCAAAAUGAAACAUACUGGACUUUAUAAACUUCAGAUCAACAGCGUGGUCAAGAGUUUCAUUCUCACUGUCAAAGGUGGUAAAUAUGUGUUUCAUCUGUUUGAUUUUUUAUUAGAGUCGAUAUCCUCGGUCUGCCACAUUGAGCAGUUGUGCUUGUCUUCCUUUCUG
Messenger RNA from Carassius auratus (goldfish), 1253 nucleotides. RefSeq lists its product as uncharacterized. Lineage: Eukaryota; Metazoa; Chordata; Actinopteri; Cypriniformes; Cyprinidae. The transcript is spliced from 6 exons. The coding region runs from base 1 to 1047 and encodes 348 amino acids. The record is from RefSeq and is a predicted model, not a curated record.